CCUCUCUGCUCCCUCUCUCCCCCUCUCUCUCUCUCUCUUUCCGUGGUGCUGGCCGAAGGAUCAUGUGUCUGUGCAGAGCGUGUGCAUGAGUUGCUCCCGUUGGUUUUCUUUUCACGGUUUUUACGCUAAAAGUUGUUCAUGCACUGAACGUUUCCAGCCACUUGCGCUGCUGAGGUCUACAAGGAGCUUGGUAUCAGAGAAGGAACCAGAAGGAACUGACCCUCUGCACCGACCGGCCGAUGUUGCUGUAGGAUCAGUUUGUCUCGAGCUGUAAGGAUAAUCAAGUGAGAGUCUGAGCCAUGGACACGGUCAUUCACUUUAUGAAUGACUCUGCAGAGUUUUACAAAUGGAGCCUUACCAUAGCAGACAAGCGAGUGGAGCAAUGGCCAAUGAUGUCAUCACCGUUACCUACUCUGGGCAUCAGCGCCCUGUACCUCCUCUUCCUGUGGGCGGGGCCUCAGUACAUGCAGACCCGUGAGCCAUUCCAGCUGCGCAAAACCCUCAUCAUCUACAACUUCAGCAUGGUGCUCCUCAACUUCUACAUCUGCAAAGAGCUGCUGCUGGGUUCCAGAGCAGCUGGGUACAGCUACCUCUGUCAGCCUGUUAACUAUUCCAAUGAUGUCAAUGAAGUCAGGAUAGCAUCUGCUCUGUGGUGGUACUACAUAUCUAAGGGAGUGGAGUUUCUGGACACAGUGUUCUUCAUCAUGAGAAAGAAGUUUAACCAGGUCAGCUUCCUGCACGUCUACCACCACUGCACCAUGUUCAUCCUGUGGUGGAUCGGCAUCAAGUGGGUCCCCGGCGGCCAGUCAUUCUUCGGAGCAACUAUAAACUCAGGUAUCCAUGUGCUGAUGUAUGGCUACUACGGCCUAGCUGCCUUCGGCCCCCACAUGCAGAAGUACUUGUGGUGGAAAAAGUACCUGACCAUCAUUCAAAUGAUCCAGUUCCACGUCACCAUCGGUCACGCUGCUCACUCUCUCUACACGGAGUGCCCCUUCCCUGCCUGGAUGCAGUGGGCGCUCAUCUGCUACGCUGUCACCUUCAUCGUCCUCUUCGCCAACUUCUACUACCAGACCUACCGCCAGCAGCCGCGGCACAAAUCGGCCAAGGCUGCGGCCAAUGGCGUCGCCACAGCAAUCAACGGAUCUGCCAAGGCCCCCGAGCACACGGAGGAGAACGGCAAGAAGCACAAGAAGGGAAAAAAGAGAGAUUAAAGAGAGGAGAGGAGGGAGGAGGAGAGGAGGAGUGAAGAGAAGAUGCAUUUCAGAGAGUAAACGUCUUGGGGACCACUGAAAGGGGAUUAGAUGAUUUUUGAUUGGCUGAAAAAGGUGAUGCAUUGAAUUUACUUGAGUUCACAUGAAUGUAUUACACUUACACAAGUAUUGCGACAAGUAAUGCGAUAAUUGUGUUAAUUGUGUAAUAUUUUUUAUUUAUGUGGGAUUCUACACAUUUUAAACAAGUAAAUUCAACACACUUUUUUUGAAUGCAUACUAUUUUCAGUGUGCAAACUCAAUAAAUAAGGUACACAGGGACUGA
Colossoma macropomum (tambaqui) is the source of this 1533-nucleotide messenger RNA. RefSeq names its product ELOVL fatty acid elongase 4b (gene elovl4b). Gene Ontology annotation, molecular function: fatty acid elongase activity. Gene Ontology annotation, cellular component: endoplasmic reticulum; endoplasmic reticulum membrane. The transcript is spliced from 7 exons. Gene Ontology annotation, biological process: fatty acid elongation, polyunsaturated fatty acid; very long-chain fatty acid biosynthetic process; fatty acid elongation, monounsaturated fatty acid. Bases 300 to 1211 code for a protein of 303 amino acids. Lineage: Eukaryota; Metazoa; Chordata; Actinopteri; Characiformes; Serrasalmidae. The record is from RefSeq and is a predicted model, not a curated record.